CACCUCAAGCUUCUUCAGCAGCUCAAGGUUCAGACAGAACACUGAGGACACGCCGCUCAGCAGAAGAAUCAACGUGAAAACACCCACACGGUGUGUUCUUGCGACCGCAUGGCUUUUUCUGGCAUCAACAUGACCAACUACACCAACUCCAGCUCUUUUUGUAAAUUUAACGAAGAUUUUAAAUACAUCCUCCUCCCCGUCAGCUACACCCUGGUCUUUGUGAUCGGCCUGGCGCUGAACGCCACGGCGCUCUAUGUGAUCGUGUUCCGGACAAAGCACUGGAGGCCCUCCACCGUCUACAUGUUCAACCUGACCAUGUGCGACACGCUCUACAUCUUCACUCUGCCCUUCCUCAUCUACUACUACGCCGAUGAGAACGACUGGCCCUUCAGCGAACCCGUCUGCAAGCUGAUACGCUUCCUGUUUUAUGCCAACUUGUAUGGUUCCAUUCUGUUCCUGUGCUGCAUCAGUCUGCAUCGGUUUGUUGGCAUCUGCUACCCGGUCCGCUCCCUGAACUGGGUCAGCGCUCGUCAGGCCCGGCUGGUGUCUGUGGCAGUGUGGGCUUGUGUUUUAUUCUGCCAGGCUCCUGUCCUUUACUUUGUAAGGACUAGAGAUGUGAACACUGAGCGCAUCUGCUACGACACCACCAGCCCGGAGCUUUUCGACGACUUCCUGGUGUACAGCUCCGUCGUGUCGGUGCUCAUGUUCGCCUUGCCCUUCAUGGUGGUGAUGGUGUGCUACGGCCUCAUGGUGCGGAAGCUCCUAGAGCCCGGGUGGGGCUCCGACAGGGGAGCUGAAGGUGCGAGGGGAGGCCUGACAGCCCACCGGUCCAAGCAGAAGUCAGUGAAGAUGAUCAUCAUUGUGCUGGCGGCGUUCAUGCUGUGCUUCCUCCCAUUCCACCUCACCAGGAGUCUUUAUUACUCCAUCAGAUACCUGAGGCAGGUGGAUCCGUCGCAGAUCAGCUGUAGAUUGCUGGAGGCGACCAGCGUGGCCUACAAGGUGACCCGACCUUUAGCCAGCGCCAACAGCUGCGUGGACCCCAUCCUUUACUUCCUGGCUGGGCAAGACGCCCGCAGCAACCUCACCAAGAAAAUCAAACUGUCCUCACCGAAACCAAACCCUAUGAGCCAAUAAUUAGCACCAUCACUCUGAUCCAGCAGCUGGCUCCAUCUACAGGAGUGCUACUGCUUCAUGGACAAGAUCUGCACUUAUUGUGCUGGAUAUUUAACGCCACGAAACACUAGCGAGAGCAACUAUCAGUUCUAAAGUCUGAACCUUUCUGAAGAAAGGUUUUGAACAAAUCAUAUCUUAGCUGUUAUAAAUAACUUUUUAUACGAACUCAGUUUGGAAAAAAAAACCCUGUUAAAUUCUGAUUGAAGAGCUAACGGCUAGUCCGCACAAAACCU
Molecule: messenger RNA, 1406 nt
Organism: Nematolebias whitei (Rio pearlfish)
Lineage: Eukaryota; Metazoa; Chordata; Actinopteri; Cyprinodontiformes; Rivulidae
Product: P2Y purinoceptor 2-like
Exons: 5
Coding region: 109-1134 (341 amino acids)
Biological process (GO): G protein-coupled receptor signaling pathway
Cellular component (GO): plasma membrane
Molecular function (GO): G protein-coupled UTP receptor activity; A1 adenosine receptor binding
Source: RefSeq, a predicted model, not a curated record